Suncus etruscus (white-toothed pygmy shrew) is the source of this 909-nucleotide messenger RNA. It is a transcript of the gene MC2R, whose product is annotated as melanocortin 2 receptor. The record is from RefSeq and is a predicted model, not a curated record. Gene Ontology annotation, molecular function: corticotropin receptor activity. Gene Ontology annotation, cellular component: membrane. The transcript has a single exon. Bases 1 to 909 code for a protein of 302 amino acids. Gene Ontology annotation, biological process: G protein-coupled receptor signaling pathway. Lineage: Eukaryota; Metazoa; Chordata; Mammalia; Eulipotyphla; Soricidae.
AUGAAGCAUAUCAUCAAUAUCUAUGAAAACAUCAAUGAUACUCUAAGGAACCAUUCAGACUGUCCUCGUGUGAUUUUGCCAGAAGAAAUCUUUUUCACAAUCUCCAUCCUUGGGGUUUUGGAGAAUCUAUUUGUCCUUGUGGCAGUGAUCAAGAAUAAGAAUCUCCAAUCCCCCAUGUACUUUUUCAUUUGCAGUUUGGCUAUUUCCGACAUGCUGGGCAGCCUAUAUAAGAUAUUAGAAAAUAUCCUGAUCAUGAUCAGAAAUAUGGGUUAUCUCAAGCCACGUGGCAAUUUUGAAACUACAGCAGAUGACAUCAUUGAUACACUAUUUAUCCUCUCCCUGCUUGGCUCUAUUUGCAGUCUGUUGGUGAUUGCUGCUGACCGCUACAUCACAAUCUUCCAUGCUCUGCAGUACCACAGCAUUGUGACCAUGCGCCGUGCCACUGUCAUCCUGAUGGUCAUCUGGGCAGCUUGCACAGGCAGUGGCAUCGCCAUGGUCAUCUUCUCCCAUCACAUCCCUACAGUGAUCACCUUUACGUCACUGUUCCCUCUGAUGUUGGUCUUCAUCCUGUGUCUUUAUGUGCAUAUGUUCUUGCUGGCCCGUUCUCAUGCCAGGAAGAUUUCAACUCUUCCCAGCACCAACAUGAAAGGAGCCAUCACACUCACCAUCCUGCUUGGUGUCUUCAUUUUCUGUUGGGCCCCCUUUGUCCUUCAUAUCCUCCUAAUGACUUUCUGCCCAAAUAACCCUUACUGUGCCUGCUACAUGUCCCUCUUUCAGGUGAAUGGCAUGUUAAUCAUGUGUAAUGCAGUUGUCGAUCCCUUUAUAUAUGCCUACCGGAGCCCAGAGCUCAGGGAUGCAUUCAAAAAUAUGAUCUUCUGCAGUGGUACCAGUAGAAUCAUUGUUCCCUGA